Messenger RNA from Loa loa (African eye worm), 456 nucleotides. RefSeq lists its product as hypothetical. Lineage: Eukaryota; Metazoa; Nematoda; Chromadorea; Rhabditida; Onchocercidae. Bases 1 to 456 code for a protein of 151 amino acids. The record is from RefSeq and is a predicted model, not a curated record. The transcript is spliced from 2 exons.
AUGUGGCAACGAUUAGUGCUCUUUUUAUUCAUUGCUAAUAUCAUGCGUUUCACGUCCGAACUGGGGAUUAAUCAGAUGGAUUUUUGUUGUUCUAACACCUGUUGCUGCUCAGUGUGUACCGCGGAACAAUGUCAAUUGCCAGAUCAACCGGGGAAACAAUGUCGGUGCUACAACGCAACCGAUGUAAUGUGCUGGAGAUUCAGGAAUUUUAUUUACAAACCAGAACCAAUAGAAAUACCGGAUAAAAUGCAAAUUUUUCCUGUUUUACCAGGACAAUCUGUAAUGGCACAACUAGUACCACUGGGUACUAUCACAGAAUUGGACAUCGAUCCGUUAUGCUGUGCUGUUGGAAAUUGUCCAACUUGGAUAAAGUGCAAGCAUCCUUUAAAUGUAAAACGGGAUCAGUCAGGUAUUCAUCGCAGUUCAAAACUCGAAGUUUUGUUUAUGAAUGAAUAA